Molecule: messenger RNA, 742 nt
Organism: Linum trigynum
Lineage: Eukaryota; Viridiplantae; Streptophyta; Magnoliopsida; Malpighiales; Linaceae
Source: the annotation of a GenBank genome assembly
GACUAAACACAUAGAAUAAUUUUAGGUAUCAAGCAAUAAUUUUCCAAUCCAUCUAGAAAACUCUUUGUCUACUCUAUUGUCUAUUCACAUUCCAAUUUCCAUUUUCAGUACUCUCUCUCCACUCUCUCUCUCCAUUUUACAAAUUUCAAUCUGCUUCUCUCUUGAAACAAUAUUUUCCUUACGAACAAAAAACUAAGAAGGCAGAGAGGGAGGGUAGAGUUUUGGCGACGUGAAGGAGAUCGGAGGGAAUAAUGGCGGUCAGCGGAGAGGGGACUGCAAUUUAUUUGAGAUGGCAACCGCCGCCGCCAACAAGAGCGUUGGAGACUCGGCGGCGUUCUCAAGCUCGUCCUUUUUGCCGGUCGUCAGAGACAGGGAUGAGUUGGGGAAGAUGAAGGGCGGUUCGCAGUCGAAGAGAAGAGAAGAGGGAGACUCGACGGCGUUCUCGAGCUUGUCCUUCUCGCCGGUCCCCAGAGGCAAGGCUGUGCUGGAGAAGGCGAAGGACAACGGCGUUCUUGAGCAGUCAAGCUAGAGAAGAGAAGAGGAGCGGCGGGGUGAAUCUGGAGAAGAGAAGUGGAGUGGUCUAUUAGGGAUUGGGGUUUGGCUUUCAGAGUUUGGAGCUUUUUUUUUAAUAAUUAUGUUGCACAAUACGGCGAACAAAACCAGCCGAUAUUUCCUUUCGGGCCGGUUAAACCAAAAAAACCGUGCGGUACAAUAAUUCAACCACUAAAUGGCUAGCAUUUCG